Molecule: messenger RNA, 3168 nt
Organism: Sugiyamaella lignohabitans
Lineage: Eukaryota; Fungi; Ascomycota; Dipodascomycetes; Dipodascales; Trichomonascaceae
Gene: PLC1
Product: phosphatidylinositol phospholipase C
Exons: 1
Coding region: 1-3168 (1055 amino acids)
Biological process (GO): lipid metabolic process; phosphatidylinositol-mediated signaling
Molecular function (GO): calcium ion binding; phosphatidylinositol-4,5-bisphosphate phospholipase C activity
Source: RefSeq, a predicted model, not a curated record
AUGGAUUCUCCGACGUCAGAUUCAAAGGCCCCUAAUAGGCCAAGGGGCUCUCCUCGACAUCAUGUUGAUGACUCACUAAGUAUCUUUCAACGAGUCUCCAAUAAGGUUCUAAGCAGAUUCUCUGGCUUCUCGCCACCAGAUCCUUUUUUAUUAUUGAAUCACUCGUCUGCCCAUUCAUCUAGUUCGUUGCCUGAAGUCAUAACUGGGACUGAAAUAACCAGCACUAGGUCAAAUUCAAGCAUGAAAAGUACUAAUGGAACCAAAAGAGAUCGGAGUUUUUCAUCGUCUGCACUCUCCCUGGCGUCAUUUCGUGGUCAUCAUUCUGACGACGAGUUCAAUUUGCCACCUCCUGGACCCGUCACUAUUCGUCGAAACAGCGGGUUAUCAAGGAGUUCUGCCGAGUCACUAAUUAGUGGCAACUCAGUUCUGGCUUCUACACCAAAGUCGCUCUCAUCAACCCUUGACAGUCUAAGCAUCGAUGAGAGUAUUGCUACUGCCUUUGUUGUGAGUGGUGAUAUAGAAGCAGAACAAAUCACAGCAUCUCAGACAGCAGAUGUCAAUAUGAAUGAGAAGAACUCAGAUUUGCCAGCAUCUAAUAGUCCAUUAUCAAACAAUAUUGUCAAUUCGAGCGUUCCGUCUACUGAUUUAUCGCUUCCACCUCCAGCCGGACCUGGGUCCGUUCAUAUCCCAGAGCUUCUUCAGAGAGGUGUGUCAUUUCUACGAAUAACACAUCGUAAACGAGUCCAGAAAAUUUUUGUACUAGACCCUGAGUCGGGUGUGGUAUCAUGGGACUCCAAGGCGUCGUCUCGAUUUUAUGUUGAUAGGAUAUUUGAAGUGCAUGUUGGCCACAACGCUAGAAACUAUCGAGAAGAAUUAAAAGUGUCUGUUGAGCAUGAACCGCGCUGGGCAUCAAUCAUCUACUCAAAGGCUGACAGCAAAAAACUCAAGGCUCUUCAUAUUGUAGCCACUUCCCAGAAGGAGUUUGAUAUAUUUAUUGACAUUUUGAGCCAACUUGUCAAGUAUAGGCGAGAGAUUAUGUCGGGCUUGGCCAUGCCAGGAGAACAGUUUGUUCAUGUUCAUUGGAAUAAAUUUGUAACGAAAGAAGACGACGGUGAAGAACGACUUUCAUUUGAGAACGUCGAGCGUCUGGCAAGACGGUUGCAUAUUAAUUGUUCAAAAAAGUAUUUGGAAUCAAAGUUUCGUCAGGCUGAUAUUGAUGAAUCGGGCUUUCUCGACUUUAAAGAAUUUCAGAAUUUCGUAAAACUCCUGAAAUGGAGGGGUGACAUCGCCCAUAUUUUUAAUGACAUUGCAGAUAACCCGAAUGGUCUGACUCUACAGGGUCUCGAAGCCUUUUUCCGGGAUGUUCAAAAAGACACUGUAACGGACAGUCGUACGAUUGAAAAGAUAUUUAAAAAGCAUUCCAUGAAGGGUAUGAAAAAGCAAUCGGGACAAGAUGACGUGAGCUCUUCUGAUCAACCACAGGUAUUAACUGUUGAACAAUUUUCAGACAUUCUCGUGUCAAGUUCGUACUUCCCGCCUCUCGCAACACCAACUGAAGAUCUCACACGACCCCUUAAUGAAUAUCUGAUAUCAUCAUCUCACAACACUUAUUUAUUAGCCAGACAGGUGGCUGGUCCCUCGUCUGUGGAGGCAUAUAUCCGAGCAUUACAGAACGGUUGUCGUUGUGUGGAAAUUGAUUGUUGGGAUGGAGAUCAUGGUCCUAUCGUUUGUCAUGGGCAUCGACUAACCACAUCUAUUGACUUCACUGAUGUCGUUGAGACUAUUCGAAAGUAUGGCUUUAUAUCGAGUCCAUACCCACUAAUUCUAUCGUUAGAAAUUCACUGCACUGUAGAGAAUCAGCUAAAAAUAGUCGAUGCUUUAACGAAUGUUCUUGGUAGUCAGCUGGUAACUGAACCCAUAGACGAUCGUUUGGAACUGCCUUGUCCGGCAGACCUGAAACAUAGAGUACUUGUCAAAGUGAAAUCAACCAACAGCUCCUUCACUGCUAAUUCUAAAAAUGGGCCUCAUCCUCCAGAACGUGCUGACUCAAGCUGGAGUACAACGACUACAGAAUCGUCAAUGAGCGGCAUUAGUGACGACCCCAGUAGUACAGCUGUGGAUGCAACCAAUGGUAGGAGUCCUUCCAAGGGGACUUCGCGAAGAAGAAAGUCAACUUCAAACCAGACAAAAGUCUGCAGCCAAUUAGCAGAUCUUGGAGUAUAUCUCAGCGGCAUAAAAUUCAGAAAUUUUUCUUUGCCAAUUUCAAAGACAACAAACCAUUGUUUCUCAUUGUCUGAGCGGUCAGUCAAUUCGAUGAUUAAGGACCCAGUAAAACGUGCCCAAUUAAUAAAGCAUAAUCGCAAAUACCUCCUCAGGACUUACCCCUCUGGAUAUCGAAUGACUUCGACUAAUUUUGACCCUAUCCCCUACUGGAAAAUGGGUAUUCAGCUGGUGGCAUUGAACUGGCAAACAAAUGAUAUUGGCCUUCAGCUGAACCAUGCUCUUUUCAGCAAUAGUGGAGGGUAUAUUCUUAAGCCUACUCACAUGCUUCUUGGCUUUUCUCGCGCAGAGCCAUUGACCAACACGAAUUCUGUCGUUUCGAGAUCUAGUAAAAUCCAGUCUAAGUUGCUUCCUUUUGUAAAAAGCUCCCGGUCCGAUAGUAAUCUCGGUAGUUUGAUUACCAAUCUUCCGCUCGAUAUGCUUGUAAGGGUCAAGAUAACGGUUAUUUCAGCCCAGCAACUGCCACGGUCAAAAGAACUCAAGGCUGAUGAAACAAUUGAUCCCUAUGUUACUGUUGAGUUUUACGGGAACGAAAGGAUGAUCACAUCUCCUAGCUCCAGCACUGCCCCAUCCAAGCGGAAACUGUCAAUUUCCUCCACAUCAUCUUCAGACUCAUUUACUGGCAUGUUUAACAAAUGGCGCACUCCGGUUGUCAGCGAUAACGGAUUUAAUCCCACUUGGAAUACCACUCAGCAGGUGGAGGUGGACAAGAAAGAUUUUGAUUUUGUAUUUAUUCGCUUUACUGUACAUUCUGGGGAUACUAUGUUUGCGGUAUACACAGCGAGACUGUGUAAUAUUAACCAAGGAUAUCGCCACUUGCAAUUGCAAGAUCUUCAAGGUGAGGAAUAUAUCUUCUCCACCUUGUUUAUCAAGACAGAAAUUUUCUAG